UAAGAAGCAAGCAGCCUCUGCUGAGGCACCGUACAGCUCUUCCAACACCAGUGGCUGCUCACUGCACUACGCUAAUCAUGUUCAAGUCCCUGGUCCUGGCCCUGUGCCUGUUGGUGGCGGUCUUCGCCGCUGAGGAGUCCGCCCCCAAGGAGAAGCGCGGCCUGGCCUACGCCACCGGCCUCGGCUACUCCGCCCCCUUGGCCUACUCUUCUGGACUCUACGGUGGAUACGGAUACCCUGGAUAUGCUGGAUACUACGGCUACGGUGGCCUGGGAUAUGCUGCAGCUCCUUUCGCCUAUGGAUACCAUGGAUACAUCUGAAAUGCAUAGAAUUCAUUUUUGAGAAAUAAUCAACCCUUCUGUAUAUUCACAAAAGAUUGCUCAAGCAUUGAGACUUUAAUUCGAGGUACUCAGUUCACUUGUCCUAGGCUCCUUUCUCAAAAAUGUACUUACAGUGAACUAUAGUAAAAUUUUUCUAUCCACAAA
This is a messenger RNA of Schistocerca cancellata (South American locust), 485 nucleotides long. Its product is annotated as cuticle protein 6.4-like. The record is from RefSeq and is a predicted model, not a curated record. The transcript is spliced from 2 exons. Bases 78 to 320 code for a protein of 80 amino acids. Lineage: Eukaryota; Metazoa; Arthropoda; Insecta; Orthoptera; Acrididae.